Scomber japonicus (chub mackerel) is the source of this 1830-nucleotide messenger RNA. Its product is annotated as sodium-dependent phosphate transport protein 2A-like. The record is from RefSeq and is a predicted model, not a curated record. Gene Ontology annotation, biological process: sodium-dependent phosphate transport; intracellular phosphate ion homeostasis. The transcript is spliced from 13 exons. Gene Ontology annotation, cellular component: brush border; vesicle; apical plasma membrane. Gene Ontology annotation, molecular function: sodium:phosphate symporter activity. NCBI's taxonomy places the organism in Eukaryota, Metazoa, Chordata, Actinopteri, Scombriformes, Scombridae. The coding region runs from base 1 to 1830 and encodes 609 amino acids.
AUGGAAACUCAGCUGAGAGCACAGCGAGUGAAAGCUGUGGUAUCUGCUCUCUGCAAAAUCCCACUCCUCUUUCUGUUCCUGUACAUCUUUGUGUGUUCCCUUGACAUUUUAAGCUCUGCCUUCCAACUAGCUGGAGGAAGGGUAGCAGGAGAUAUCUUUCAGGAAAAUGCCAUCUUGUCUAACCCAGUGGCAGGGCUGGUUGUGGGGAUACUAGUAACAGUGUUGGUCCAAAGCUCCUCCACCUCAACCUCCAUCAUAGUCAGCCUUGUCUCUUCUGGCUUGCUGGAUGUUAAAUCAGCUAUUCCGAUCAUCAUGGGCUCCAACAUUGGGACAUCAGUUACUAAUACUAUUGUUGCGUUGAUGCAAGCUGGAGAGAGAGAAGAGUUUGAACGGGCAUUUUCUGGAGCUACUGUCCAUGACUGUUUUAACUGGUUGUCUGUCUUGGUGCUUCUUCCCCUGGAAGCUAUGAGUGGUCUGUUGAGGUUUCUGUCACAGGCCGUGGUCAACUCACUACAGUUCAGUACUGCAGAGGAAGCACCCGAGCUUCUUAAAGUCCUCACUGAUCCACUCACAAACAUGAUUAUCCAGUUGGAUCGGUCAGUUAUUGCAGCCAUCGCUACUGGAGACGAAAGUGUGAGGAACAAGAGUCUGGUGAAGCAAUGGUGUCAAACCCUGUCUAACCCUAACAUGAUGGUACUGGACAAUGAAACAACACGGACAACAUACAACCUUUCAGAACAUACACAGAGAUGUAGGCAUCUCUUUGUGGACUGCUCUUUGUCAGACUUGGCCAUAGGUCUGAUCCUUCUGGCUUGCUCCUUGUUGGUACUGUGUAGUUGUCUGAUACUGCUAGUGAAAGUGCUCAACUCCCUGCUGAGGGGUCAGGUGGCCAGUGCUAUUAAUACAGUUGUUAAUACAGAUUUCCCCUUCCCCUUUACGUGGCUGGCAGGUUAUCUGGCUAUAUUAGUAGGAGCAGGCAUGACCUUUCUGGUUCAGAGUAGUUCUGUCUUCACCUCUGCCAUCACACCGCUAAUAGGGAUUGGUGUGAUCAGUAUUGAAAGAGCCUACCCUUUAACCCUUGGGUCCAAUCUUGGAACCACAACAACAGCCACACUGGCAGCACUGGCUAGUCCGGGGGAUAAGCUUGCAGCUGCCACACAAGUUGCUCUAUGUCAUUUUUUCUUUAACCUCCUUGGUAUCCUGUUGUGGUUUCCAAUACCAGCCACACGCCUUCCCAUACGUAUGGCCUGUGCCCUUGGUAACUUCACUUCCAGAUACCGCUGGUUUGCUGUGCUCUACCUACUCGUCUGCUUUCUGCUACUCCCAUCCCUGGUGUUUGCCCUCUCCAUGGCUGGCUGGAGGGUGAUGGCUGGGAUUGGCAUACCAGCCAUUAUGGUGAUUAUAUUUGUCGCAACAGUAAACAUUCUCCAGGUGCGCAGACCCGAUUGUUUGCCCAUCAGACUGCAGGAUUGGGACUUCUUGCCUGCUUGGAUGACCUCACUGCAACCCCUGGAUAACCUCAUCACCAGGGUGACUCUGUGGUGCAGACAAGGGAGAGGUUGGAGUUGUAAGGGAAAUGAUGGUCCUGUAGCAUCACUGGAAGGCAUUGCGGUCAUCCCUGAGAAAAAAGUAGGAGGAAAGGAACAAGAGAUUGAUAAGAACUGGGAGGAACACAGAAGACUGGAUAAACCUGGAUGUUGUGAUCUACAAUAUAACAAGCAAAACAACAGAGACAACACAGAGAAUAACGUGUCUGCAGGUUUAUGGAAUGCAAUUUGUCUGAACCGACUGGAGCUCGCCAGUGUUUUGGAGCAGUGGGGCAGCCGCUGA